UAUUGAUGCUGCAGGCGGAGAAGUCGGGACUCCACGGGGUGAACAGUAACAGCCGGCGGGUGGGGAAGGAGGCUCAGGCGGCCUCAGGAAGCAGUCGCUGCUCCGGGCGCUCGCUCCCGCAGCCGGGGGCUCCUCCUGGCCGGCCUCUGGCAGCGCGGUCCCGGGCCGUCAUGCUGCCAUGUCCGAGCUCCGAGCGCGGCCUCACCUAUGGGAGGGAAGGGAGGAGGACGGUGAGCGGCGGCCAGGCUCCGCCCCGCAGCGCGGCCGUCGGGAGCGCGCGGACCCCAAAGCCAAGUGUGCGGCGGCUAGGGCUGCUCCCCGCCCUCCCCAGCCCGGGCCGCCACUCCCUGUCCCAGGGAAGCCCGCUGAGGGAGCGCGUCCCGGUGUCGGAGCAGAUGGCUGCCCUUCGCAGCGCAGGUCCCGGCUGCCUUUGUUCCGACUUCUCCCUUCCCGAGCUCUCACACGGUGUGUGGCGUGGCGGUUCCCUUAUCUGCCGCCGGCCGGGGUGGGGGCGGGGGAAUCCUGCACCCGACCCAGGCGCACCCUACGGCCCUGGAGCUCCCGCCUCCACACUCUUGGGACCGGGCUCCCGCUCCAGCAUCUCUUACUAGAAAAGGUCAACACCGCGGAGAUCCAGAUACAUCUAGAGAGGGCUGGCAGGCAAUGAACCCUGGCAGCAGACGGGCUCUGGUUUUAUAAAGCUCACAGGGACCCUCUGCCCGCCGUCUUGGUACUAGAUGAAGUAAGUUUUGAAACACGCGCACCAAAAGCUUUUGCUUAGAGAGAGAGAGAGAGAGCGCGUGCAGCAACACCCACUUUUAUUGCCUGGGAAUCAAAUUAGUAGCAGAGACCUAAGAGUGAGGGUUUGCUUCACAGGUAAAUAAGAAUAUAAAAGUAAACACUUCCAUGAAAAAUAACAACACACUGUUCCCCAAACUUAUUUUUAUUCAUUUCUCACAGGGUGAUUUCUGGACAAAAACACUACCCUAAUUAAAACUCAUAGAAGAAAAAAUAAGAAAGCCUUGAAGAGUUCAUGACUUACUCACUUGGGGAAAUUAUUCAAAACAGAGGCAUUAAUGACCACUGACUAAUAAGAAUCAUCAUUACCACAGAGUAGACUUGUUGACAACAGAAAAUGGCCUAGGAAGAAUGCACUCCUUGAACCAUCCCAAUUCAGCCCCUGUGCCUCUGCCUGAGCCUCCCUUCACCCUAGGUCUGCAACUCAACAUGCCCAUUGUUUCUGGUCUCACAAGGGCUCAUUCUCUUCCCAGGGACAAAUGGCUUCAUUACCAGAGGGCUUUGCUCUAACAGCUCAAACCUCCUUGAGAGGGAACUGAGCCCUGAAACAGGGGUACCGUGCUCCUGGGCUGUCCCAUCUACUGUCCCUUCUUCUAGGUCAGGAAGAAUCACACAGUUCACAUCUGACAUCUGGACACAAAGCUGUGUCGUGAAUGAUUAGACACUGUUAACUGAGGUCAUGUCAACCUCAUGAGAAUCACAAAGAGCCCCCUGGUGUGCUGGCAGUGAGGUGGGGCAGGGAGUUAUUGAAGAGGAAGGCCAGUGGGGAAAUAAGAAAGCCCAGAGCCAAAGCUUCGUCACCACUCUAGUUGACAUGCCAGUGAGAGAUUACUAUUUAUCUCAUAAAACAUGGCACAUUCAAAAAUCCUCACAUCAUUAUAGUUACCCAAGAUGCUGUUUUAGGAAAUUACCUAACAUAGCACUAAGGACACAGGCCCUUCAUAAUUGUCAGUGUGCAUGCGUAUGCGUGUGUGUGUGUGUGUGUGUGUGUGUGUGUGUGUAGUGCAGCUCUGCUGAGCACUGGUGAAGGGAGGAGAGGCUUCCACUCUAAGAGUUUUGGGUCCUGUCGGGUCUGGGUUCCAAGCCCAGCUCCACCACGCAAUGGCCAAGCGGACGCCUCAGCUUCCUCACCUACCCCCAUGGCAAGGGUUAGGUAUCCUGCUUCACAGUGUUGUUUUGAGAAACUAUCACGAAUCUGUCAGAGGACCUCGGUGUCUGGCAGAGUCAGCACUCAGUAACUAUCACCUCCUUUCCCUCAGAAGCCUUUCCCUGAACAAGAGGACACGGGUCAGACAACAGUGUGACGGCCGGAAGCCGAGGGCAGGUGACAGAAACUUGGCCACUACAUGCAGACAAACAUUGAGCAGGUGCUUUUUAGAGACGGGUGACGUCACUUGCGCCAGCCUCCCAGUGACCCACGUGACUCGAAUGACCAGCACGCUUCCGAGCAGACUGCAUUUUGCGCCCACGUCACUGGAGCUUUCUUUGGCAGCAUGGUCUCCAAACCAGGAUCUUCUAGAAGCACAAGAGGAUUAGAUGGGGUGGCCAGUGAGACUUAAACGGACAAGAUGGGGAGAAGUUUCUGGGAAAGCUAUUUAAAAGGACCUGCUCUGUCACACAAACACACACACACACAAAAGCAACUAUGUGAGGCGGAGAAUGUGUUCAUUAACUUAGUGGUGGGAAUCAUCAUGUUGUAACCUUAAAUUUAUUAUUUGUCACUUAUACAUCGAUGAAACUGAGGGGGAAAAACACCCUGAUCAGAACAAAGUACCCGAUUCAGCUCUGACACUAGCUUUUCCCCUUUGGGGAAAAUGACCAUGAAAGCUCUGCUGGGGACUUACCACAUGAUACACCUGGUACUAGUGACUGUGGAGCAAGAGGACAGAAGGCACCUGCAUCCGUGACAACAUCCUGAUCAGCCUGUCUUGGGACUCCUUAUUACCCGAAAACAACACAACUCCUAGUUCGCUUAAAGGACUAUAAGUGGGCUUCCGUUCACUGGCAAGUGCCGCUCUCAACGGACUGACUAGGACUACUUUAAAAAAAAAAAA
Molecule: messenger RNA, 2852 nt
Organism: Mustela erminea (ermine)
Lineage: Eukaryota; Metazoa; Chordata; Mammalia; Carnivora; Mustelidae
Exons: 3
Coding region: 6-611 (201 amino acids)
Source: RefSeq, a predicted model, not a curated record